AUAAGGUAUAUACACAGCCUUCGUUUUCUAUACAGUCUCAUAUGCUUUAAAUGCUUACUUUGACUUUGGUACUAUCUCGUUAUAUAACUGAACAUUUAAUUCCACACGCUUCAUUCUAUUUUUUAAUUGCGCGCGCCCAACUCCCCAUUUUCCUUCCGAUUAUUGAAUAUAUAUGCUUGGUGUUUGCUUGAUAUCAGAACGACAAGCAGACGAUGAGUGAACCACUACCUAUAAAAUUUCAAGAACAUGCUCAGCUGCAAAGCCUUGGCGUGAAUGCGGCUAGUAUUGGCUUCAGCACGCUCACCAUGGAGUCCGAUCGCUUCAUUUGCGUGCGUGAGCAAGCCAACAAUGCAAACCAAGUCGUCAUCAUUGACCUGGCCAAUGAUAAUCAGGUCAUGCGACGACCCAUCACAGCGGAUUCGGUUAUUAUGCAUCCGACCACCAAAGUGAUGGCGCUUAAAGCUGACCGCCAACUCCAAGUGUUCAACCUCGAAUUAAAAUCCAAGCUCAAGUCCCAUUUGAUGCAUGAAGACGUAGUGUUCUGGAAAUGGCUCGAUGUAAAGACGCUUGGUCUUGUGACCGACAAAUCCGUAUACCACUGGUCCAUUGAAGGCGAGUCCGCUCCUGUCAAGGUGUUUGACCGAAGCCAACCACUCGAAGGCUGCCAGAUUAUCAAUUAUCGCGCAUCGUCUGACCACAAGUGGUUUGUGUUGAUUGGCAUUUCUGCUCAACAAGGACGUGUUGCCGGAUCCAUGCAACUCUAUUCCAAAGAUCGCGGUGUCAGUCAAUACAUUGAGGGCCACGCAGCUGCAUUCGCCGAAUUGAAACUGGAAGACGCACCUAAUCCUACCAAGCUGUUCACCUUUGUCGUUCGCACUGCCAGUGGUGCUGCUAAACUUCAAAUCAUUGAAGUUGAUCAUCCUGAGGGUAACCCUCCUUUCCAAAAGAAGGCUGUCGAGGUUUUCUUCCCGCCAGAGGCUCAAUCAGAUUUCCCUGUCGCCAUGCAGGUUAGCCACAAGUAUGGCGUCGUGUACAUGGUCACCAAGAUGGGUUUCAUUCAUUUGUAUGAUUUGGAGACCGGGGUGUGCAUCUACAUGAACCGUAUCAGUAGCGAAACCAUCUUUGUCACUGCUGAGCAUGAGGCCAGCUCCGGCAUCAUUGGUGUCAACAAGAAGGGCCAGGUUCUUUCUGUUUCUUUGGAUGAAACCACUAUUAUCCCUUACAUCAUCAACAACUUGAACAACACCGAGCUUGCUCUUAAGCUCGCUUCUCGUGGUGGCCUUUCUGGUGCCGAUGAUUUGUACAUCCAACGCUUUAACCACCUGUUCUCGUCUGGUGCUUAUGGAGAGGCUGCUAAAGUUGCUGCCAACUCACCCAAAGGUAUCUUGCGUACAACUCAAACGAUUGAGCGUUUCCGACAAAUCCCUACGCAACAAAACCAGAUUUCACCCAUCUUGCAAUACUUUGGUAUUUUGUUGGAAAAGGGUGGUCUGAACAAGUACGAGUCAUUGGAACUUGCCAAGCCGAUUCUGACGCAGAACCGCAAGCCUUUGCUCGAGAAAUGGUUAAAGGAAGACAAGCUAGAGUGCAGUGAAGAAUUGGGUGAUUUCGUCAAGCAAUACGAUGCGACAUUGGCUACUUCUGUCUAUUUGCGCGCCAAUAUCCCUCAAAAGGUGGUCCUUUGCUUUGCUGAAAGCAAGCAGUACGACAAGCUCUUGGCUUAUACAAAGACUGUUGGUUAUACCCCGGAUUAUGUUUCUUUGUUAUACAACAUUUGUCGCACCGAUCCAGCCCAGGCUCUUGAAUUUGCCAACGGUCUUAAUGAUGAAAAUGGUCCAUUGAUUGAACCUGAAAAGGUUGCAGAUGUGUUCAUCUCUCAAAACAUGAUCAAGGAAGCUACAUCGUACUUGCUCGAUUAUCUCGGCCCCAACCGCCCUGAAGAUGCUAAUUUGCAGACUCGUGUCCUGGAAAUGAACCUGAUGCAUGCUCCUCAAGUCGCCGACGCUAUCUUGGGCCAUGGUAUGCUUACCCACUAUGAUCGUCAUUUGGUUGGCACUCUCUGCGAAAAGGCCGGCUUGUAUCAACGUGCUUUGGAGCAUUUCACCGAUAUCCACGAUAUCAAGCGUAUCAUUCCCCAUACCCACACAAUGAACGCUGAAUGGCUCGUCAAUUACUUUGGCACGCUUUCGGUUGACCAAACGUUGGACUGUCUUAAGGAAAUGCUUUCGAACAACCUCCGCCAAAACUUGCAAGUUGUUGUCCAAAUCGCCAUCAAGUACUCUGAACAAUUGCAGCCUCACAACCUGAUCGAUCUGUUCGAAUCUUACAAGUGUAAUGAAGGCUUGUACUAUUACUUGGGUUCCAUUGUCAAUGUCAGCCAGGAUCCUUUAGUACAUUUCAAGUACAUCCAGGCUUCGUGCAGAACUGGCAACGUUCGUGAAGCCGAACGCAUCUGUCGUGAAAGUAACUACUACGACGCUGAAAAAGUCAAGAACUUUUUGAAGGAAGCAAGAUUGAGCGAUCAGCUCCCACUUAUCAUCGUCUGCGACCGUUACAACUUUGUUCACGACCUUGUGCUUUACUUGUACCACAACAAUCUCCAAAACUUUAUCGAGACAUACGUCCAAAAGGUGAACCCUGCUCGUACCCCUGAAGUGAUUGGUGGUUUACUUGAUGUCGGCUGUGAUGAAGAUGUUAUCAAGAACCUUCUUUUGUCCGUCAAGGGUGACCUCCCUGUUGGCAAGCUCUGCGAAGAAGUUGAACAGCGCAACCGUCUCAAGUUGUUGUUGCCCUGGCUCAACAUGCGCGUUGCUGAUGGAUCAAAAGAUCCUGAGGUGUACAAUGCAUUGGCCAAGAUUUACAUUGAUACCAACAACAACCCUGAACCUUUCUUGAAGGAAAAUGAGUGCUAUGAUCCACGCACUAUCGGCAAGUACUGCGAAAAGCGUGAUCCUUAUCUUGCCUUCAUUUGUUACGAGAAGGGUCAGUGUGAUUAUGAGCUUAUUCAUAUCACCAAUGAAAACUCCAUGUUCAAGCACCAAGCCCGUUACCUCGUCCGUCGUCGUGACCAGCCUUUGUGGGCCUCCGUUCUUCAGGAAAACAACGAACAUCGCCGGGAAUUGAUUGAUCAGAUCGUUGCUGCUGCUUUACCCGAGUGCCAAGAUCCUGAAGAUGUCUCGGCUACUGUCAAGGCAUUCAUGGCCGCCGAUCUGCCUAACGAACUUAUCGAAUUGUUGGAAAAGAUUGUGCUUGAAAACAGCACUUUCAGUGAUUAUAAGAUUUUGCAAAACUUGCUUAUUUUCACUGCUGUCAAGGCCGAUCCUGGUCGUGUUAUGGACUAUGUGGGUCGUCUCGAUAACUUUGAUGCCUCUGAAGUUGCCGAAGUCUGUAUUGGUGAGAGCUUGUUUGAAGAAGCCUUUGCAAUCUUCAAGAAACACAAUGUCAAUGGUCACGCCAUGGACGUGCUUAUUGACAAGAUCGGCGACUUGGACCGAGCAUACGAAUUCUCCGAGCGCUGUGACCAACCCGAGGUGUGGAGCAAGCUCGCCAAGGCACAACUUGACAAUAUGCGUGUCAAGGAAUCCAUCGACUCAUACAUCCGUGCUAACGACAUGUCGAACUACAUGGAAGUGACCCGUCAUGCUGAGAUGGACGACAAAUACGAAGACUUGGUCCGCUAUCUACAAAUGGCUCGCAAGCAGUCCCGUGAACCUUACAUUGAAACCGAAUUGUUGAUUGCUUAUGCCAAGACCGACCGUCUGUCUGAUCUGGAGGACUUUAUUGCUGCACCCAACAUUGCCAACAUCCAGCAAGUCGGCGACCGCUGUUUCCAAAGCGGCUUGUUUGAGGCUGCCAAGAUCCUGUUCUCUAGCAUCUCGAACCACGGCAGUUUGGCUACAACGCUUAUUCAGCUCAAGGACUACCAGGGCGCCGUUGACUGUGCCCGCAAGGCCAACAGCACCAAGGUGUGGAAGGAAGUCAAUGCUGAAUGUAUCCUGCAGCGCGAAUUCCGUCUUGCUCAAAUCUGUGGUCUUCACAUCAUUGUCCACGCCGAAGAAUUGGAAGAACUGGUACAAGUUUACGAACGCAACGGCUACUUUGAAGAAUUGAUCCGACUUCUUGAAGCGGGUCUUGGUUUGGAACGCGCACACAUGGGCAUGUUCACCGAAUUGGCUGUGUUGUAUGCCAAGUACGCCCCUGAAAAUAUGAUGGAGCACCUCAAGCUGUUUGUCUCUCGCAUCAAUAUCCCCAAGGUCAUCAAGGCAUGCACAGACGGACACUUGUGGCGUGAAUUGGUGUUCCUGUACGUACACUAUGAUGAAUUUGACAAUGCUGUCCAGGCCAUGAUGGAUCAUGCUGCCGAUUCGUGGGAGCACUCUGCAUACAAGGAAAUUAUUGUCAAGGUAUCGAACGUUGAAUUGUACUACAAGUCACUUCGAUUCUACCUCAACGAACAGCCCACACUUUUGAACGACCUGCUUGCCGUGAUGGUCCCUCGCAUCAACCACACUCGCGUCGUUCAACUGUUUGAAAAAUCCGACAACAUUCCCUUGAUCCGAACAUACCUUGUCUCUAUCCAAGAAGUCAACAACAAGGCCGUCAACAGUGCUUUGAACGAGCUGUAUAUCGAAGAAGAAGACCACGAGACUUUGCGCGACUCGAUCGACCAGCACGACAAUAUUGAUACGCUCGACAUUGCACAGCGCCUUCAGGAGCACGAACUUCUUGAGUUCCGCCGUAUUGCAGCCCAUCUUUACAAGAAGAAUCGACGGUGGCGCCAGUCGAUCGCACUGUCAAAGCAAGACCAGCUUUUCAAGGAUGCCAUGGAGACCGCUGCAGAAUCCAAGGACGGUGAGGUUGCUGAGGAAUUGUUACAGUACUUUAUCGAAGUCGGUAAACGGGAAUGCUUUGCAGCCAUGUUGUACUCUUGCUACGAUCUGAUGCGACCCGAUGUUGUCAUGGAGCUUUCAUGGAGACACGGUUUGAAGGAUUUCGCUAUGCCAUAUAUGAUCAACACUAUGCGAGAGCAAUUUACAAAGAUUGAUGUCUUGGGCAAGGAUGUGGAACAACUCAAGGAGAAGAUGGCAAAACAAGAGGAAAAUGAUGAAGCAGCAGCAGCAGCGCCUGCAUUAGGAGCACCUGGUAUGGGCAAUCCAUUGAUGCUGACGGCCGGUAAUACGAUGCCACAACAAUCGCCCAUGAUGACUGGAGCAACAACAAUUCAACUUCGAACGUGCGCCGACUACCGGAGAAUCCCAUCUCAAUCAUACUUCUUGUAG
Zychaea mexicana is the source of this 5279-nucleotide messenger RNA. RefSeq lists its product as uncharacterized. Gene Ontology annotation, cellular component: clathrin coat of trans-Golgi network vesicle; actin cortical patch; clathrin coat of coated pit. The transcript is spliced from 13 exons. The coding region runs from base 213 to 5279 and encodes 1688 amino acids. NCBI's taxonomy places the organism in Eukaryota, Fungi, Mucoromycota, Mucoromycetes, Mucorales, Lichtheimiaceae. The record is from RefSeq and is a predicted model, not a curated record. Gene Ontology annotation, biological process: intracellular protein transport; Golgi to endosome transport; receptor-mediated endocytosis. Gene Ontology annotation, molecular function: structural molecule activity; clathrin light chain binding.